Molecule: messenger RNA, 424 nt
Organism: Cylicostephanus goldi
Lineage: Eukaryota; Metazoa; Nematoda; Chromadorea; Rhabditida; Strongylidae
Source: the annotation of a GenBank genome assembly
GGAUAGAAGGACCCGGCGAAGGGAAGAGUUGAUUCCAAGAGAAUGAUGAAAAACAUGAGCUGGUUUUCGAGAAUUCAGCAAACAACUAAACGGAACGACAUUGAUUGACUUCUACAUCAAAUCGUACGAUCCCAAGUUCCAGCCAGGAACGAGGUAUUCAUACUCAAACAUUGGUUACGUGAUGCUAGGAAGGAUCAUAGAGCAGAUCAGCUCACGUCCCUACAGUGAGUUUAUACAAGACGUGAUACUAAAACCCAAUAACAUCGAAGCGCGAAUAGGAGAAGUCGAACCCAAAGACACCGAGGUUUCAUACUACUCACCAGACAAUGCCAAUCCUUACACCUACUGGACGCCCUCGAAGCUGGAUGCCGCUGCUGGCUGGGUAAUGCGCCCGGAAGAGGUAUCUUUUGGUAUUUCUGUAUAA